AUGGACUCUGACGAUGAGUUCAUGAGCGACGUCUCUAGCCAGGAUGAUUUUUUAGGUACCCAGGGAUCUGAUGACGAGAGCUUAGGUGAAGAUUUCGAUGAUCUCGACGCCGGGUUUUCGGACGAUAAAGACCUUAUUAAACAUAAAAAGAAGCCAUACGAAGUCGAAUACAAGGUUCUCGAUCCUCACGAUAUCGAUCAAGAACAGCUUGGUCAGGUCAACGAGGUUUGCGCCAUCCUUGGGCUACCACCUGAGUCGGUGGCGAUCUUGUUGCGGUUCGGCCGGUGGAACAAGGAAAAGUUGAUUGAGUCUUAUAUGGAGCACCCCGAGGAAACGCUAGAGGAGGCUGGUCUUGGGUCGAAUUUCGAGGGGACCGCAAAGACUGAGAUCGUCCCAGGAUUUAUGUGUGACAUUUGCUGCGAGGACCGUGACGACCUCGAGACGUAUGCCAUGCGUUGUGGUCACCGAUAUUGCGUCGACUGCUAUCGGCACUACCUGGGGCAGAAAAUCAAGGAGGAAGGAGAGGCUGCCCGAAUUCAGUGUCCAGGUGAUGGCUGCAAUCGCAUCGUGGACUCCAAGUCUUUGGAUUUGCUUGUGACAAAGGACCUUCAAGGAAGAUACCGCGAACUUCUCACUCGGACCUACGUUGACGAUAAAGAAAACCUCAAAUGGUGUCCAGCACCAAAUUGCCAAUAUGCCAUUGACUGCGGGGUAAAGAACCGUGAUCUCCGUCGCAUAGUUCCAACUGUGCGAUGUUUUUGUAAGCAUGAGUUCUGCUUUGGUUGUUCCCUCAGCGACCACCAGCCCGCUCCAUGCACGCUGGUCAAAAUGUGGCUACAGAAAUGUGAAGAUGACUCUGAGACAGCCAACUGGAUCUCAGCAAACACCAAAGAGUGCACUAAGUGUAAUUCGACGAUUGAGAAGAAUGGAGGCUGUAACCACAUGACUUGCCGUAAGUGCAAGUACGAGUUCUGCUGGAUGUGCAUGGGUCUCUGGUCCGAGCAUGGCACGAGCUGGUAUAACUGCAACCGGUACGAAGAAAAGUCAGGCGCAGACGCUCGCAGUGCUCAAGCCAAAUCACGUUCCUCCUUGGAGCGCUACCUGCAUUACUAUAAUCGGUAUGCGAACCAUGAGCAGUCUGCCAAGCUCGACAAGGACCUGUACCUGAAGACCGAAAAGAAGAUGACCAGCCUUCAGUCGCAGUCUGGUCUGUCCUGGAUUGAGGUGCAGUUCCUAGAUACCGCGUCGCAGGCCCUGCAGCAGUGCCGCCAGACCUUGAAGUGGACCUAUGCCUUUGCAUUUUACCUUGCUCGCAAUAACCUGACUGAGAUAUUCGAGGAUAAUCAGAAGGAUCUGGAGAUGGCUGUUGAGAGUCUCAGUGAGAUGUUCGAGAAGCCAGUUGCCGAUUUAGCAGAACUGAAAGUCGAUAUCCUGGAUAAAACUGCUUAUUGCAACAAGCGCCGGGUGAUCUUAUUAAGCGAUACUGCUGAGAACUUGAAGAAUGGAGAGUGGUCGUUUAACAUUGAUUGGUAA
Penicillium coprophilum is the source of this 1533-nucleotide messenger RNA. RefSeq lists its product as uncharacterized. Lineage: Eukaryota; Fungi; Ascomycota; Eurotiomycetes; Eurotiales; Aspergillaceae. Gene Ontology annotation, molecular function: ubiquitin protein ligase activity; zinc ion binding; ubiquitin conjugating enzyme binding. The record is from RefSeq and is a predicted model, not a curated record. Bases 1 to 1533 code for a protein of 510 amino acids. The transcript has 4 exons. Gene Ontology annotation, biological process: protein polyubiquitination; positive regulation of proteasomal ubiquitin-dependent protein catabolic process; ubiquitin-dependent protein catabolic process. Gene Ontology annotation, cellular component: cytoplasm; ubiquitin ligase complex.